AUGUCGUGUUUCUACGCGUGUAUCCACCAGGAGACCGUGGGCAUAGUGGAACAGUGGGGUCGCUUCAGCAAAGUCGCGGAGAGCGGCUGCAACUGCCUCAACCCCUUCUGCGGCGAGUCGGUCGCCGGCGUGCUGUCGCUGCGUGUGCAGCAGCUUGACGUGACCUGCGAGACCAAGACGCGGGACAAUGUGUUUGUGACGGUGGUGGUCAGCGUCCAGUACCAGGUGCGGCGGCUGCUGCCGCUGCUGUUGCUGCUCCUGUCGCUGCUGCUGCUGCUGCUGUGCUGCGACGACGGCCGGGUCAAUGACCCCAAGGCCGCCUUUUACAAGCUCACAAACAGCCACACCCAAAUCAGCUCUUACGUGUUCGACGUCGUGCGCGCCGGCGUCCCCAAGCUGGCCCUGGAUGAUGUGUUCCUUGAGAAGGAGGCCAUAGCCAAGUCCAUCAAGGAGGAGCUCACCAAGAGCAUGAGCAACUUCGGGUUCAACAUACUGCAG
Messenger RNA from Monoraphidium neglectum, 498 nucleotides. RefSeq lists its product as hypothetical. The annotation marks the transcript as partial. The transcript is spliced from 5 exons. The record is from RefSeq and is a predicted model, not a curated record. NCBI's taxonomy places the organism in Eukaryota, Viridiplantae, Chlorophyta, Chlorophyceae, Sphaeropleales, Selenastraceae.